AUGGAAGAUGGCAAAGCAUUUAUUCCCUUGCAGCAAGGAGGGAUUGAGAUUCUGAGACAAAGUUGCUCUGCAUUUUGCCGUGUGCUAGAAGGAAAAUUUGGUUGCGCAGUUCAGGUCCACAAUGUGGAGGAUCACACAGCUUCAUCCUUUUCUCACAGGAAAGCAAGCAUUGUGCCUGAGAUGAAAUACAGUAAACGGCUGUUUAAGAACCUGAAGGUGUCAGUGUGGAAAGAUGAUCUUACAACUCAUAAGGUUGAUGCUGUGGUGAAUGCUGCCAAUGAGUACUUAAGUCAUGGAGCAGGACUUGCUCUAGCGCUAUGUCAAGCUGGAGGGCCUGAAAUCCAAAGAUGUAGUCAUGAAAUCAUAAAAUUAAAGAGUAAAAUUCAAACAGGUGAAUCUGUUAUAACUCAAGCUGGAAAUCUUCCUUGUAAAAUUAUCAUACAUGCUGUUGGGCCCUGUGUAUCACCAAAUGCGACAAAGGCAGAGCUUAAGCAUGCAUCAGACCUUUUACAGAAAACUAUUUGGAGCAUUUUGCAAACAGCUGACUUUCACAACCUGCAGUCUGUUGCAAUCCCUGCAAUAAGCUCAGGACUUUUCAAUUUCCCCCUGUCACGUUGUGCCAACAUUAUUGUAAAUACUGUGAAGGAUUUCAGUAUUGAACGCAGUCUAGGAGCCAGGGACCUCGAAGUUCGUUUGGUGAAUCAUGAUGAUGCCUCAGUUCAAGAGAUGCAUAGAGCUUGCAAAGAAUUUCUGGGGCGACCUGACCCAAUGCCAUUGCAAAACCAGGGCAAUGCACCAACCCAGUCUCCACUUCCCAGUCUGCAUCUGGGGAAUGUGACUCUUCACCUCAAAAAUGGUUCGAUUGAGAAUGAGACAACAGAUGUGAUCGUGAACACAAUAGGCCAGGACUUAGAUUUAUCACCAGGGCUGGUUUCACGUGCUCUACUAAAUAAAGCAGGCCCGAUGAUUCAAGAGGAAGUAAAACAACAUAGUUAUGUAUCCGAGGGUGCCAUUAUUCCAACUGCUGGCUAUAACCUGAACUGUAAGGCAGUGUUCCACACAGUCUGUGCACAUAAAAGCAGCAGUAGGGUCAAUGAGAUUCUUUCCUCGGUGGUCAGAGAUUGCCUGAAAAUGGCAAGUAAAAAAGGUGCUUCAUCCAUAUCUUUUCCUGCUCUCGGGACCGGCAAACUUGGCCUUGCAAAAGAUAAAGUUGCUCAAAUUAUGACGCAGGCAGUAGUGGAGUUUUCUAAAACUCAUAAAGGCUUCAAAAUAGAAGUAUUUUUUGUCAUUUUUCCGGCGGAUACUGAGACACUGAAGGCUUUUGAAAAGGAAAUGACUUCCAUGAAAAAAAAAAGACCUCAAACCUCUCAAAUCUCCAGCAGCAGUGACAAAAGUUCAGGUUUUCCUGAAAGUUGGAACAACACCUUGCAUGGAACAACACCUUGCAUUGAGCUCUUUGCCCCCUCUCCAGAGGCACUUCGAGAGGCUAAACGGUGGUCUCUAGACGUGCUGCAUUUAUGUCCUGGCAAUAUGAAAAUAUUUAAUAAUCACGUUAUGCACCUGGGCCAGGAGGAUCAUGAAAAGCUGAUGUCCCUUCAGGUUUUAUUUAAUGUCAGAAUCACAGAAUUCUUUAAGGAAGGAAAAGGAGGAAUUAUCAUUAAAGGUGAGCCUGGAGGGGUCAGUGGUGCAGCACUGGAGAUAGAAGCCAUGUUAUGUCAGGCUCAAGAGGAAUUUGCUCGGAGUGAAGAGGAAAACAUGCAGGACGAUUUGAAGCAUAUAUAUAUGGCAGAAGAUUCUGGGCAACAACAACAGAUUGAGAGGACACCAAUCAGCAAAUAUCAGAAGAUUCAAAUAGACUUCAGCGUUAAUGACAAGAAACUACAUGAAAGGCUGAGCGAGUUUAGAAAAUGUGGCCUGCGGAUUAUAAAGAUGGAAGUAAUACAGAACCAUGCUCUGAAGCAGCUUUUUGAGUUGAACAAAAAACGUAUGCAAUGUCCACCUCGGCAUCUGUACCAGUGUGUGAAAGCACAGUUCUGUGACCUGAUCUGCAGAGUGGGCUUCCAGAGGGACUACGCACCACCCAAAGAACAAAAGUAUGGAGCUGGAAUAUACUUUACUUCUGAAGUGGACAAAGCAAAAUCACUGUGGACAGACAGUGAUGAAGAAGAGUAUAUCUACUUUAUUGAAGCUCAAGUACUGACUGGAAAAGAGACCCUUGCUUCACCAGGCAUUAUUGUGCCUCCUCCAAUUGGAAAUGACCCUUUGGUUCGUUAUGACAGUGUGACCAAUGACCAAGGCAUCCAUGUCAUCUUUAAUGGCCAGCAGGCGUAUCCUGAGUUGCUUAUUAUAUGCAGCAAUACAAACAAACCCAUGCAGAGCCCUGUCUAAGCUUUUUCUUUUACAUGUUGUUUUUAUAAUAAAAAAAGUUUUGCAUACGUUCACUGAGCAUCAAUGCCUCAUUCAAAAUUAAAACAGUCAAGCAUUAAACCUAAACACAACAAAACUGUUAGUAUACAGGCAAUAAAUAAAUUAGGCCAAUGAGUUGUGGAUACAUUGAUGUGAUUGAAAACUUCACGGUAAAAUCAUAAUCAUUUUGAUUUAUAUUAUCAGGCAGGACUUGGCAGUAAUACUUUUUACAAUACUUUGAGCUGUCAUUUUUCUGUUCUUCAUUUCUUUUCUGGUUAGCUUUGAGGCUUUCAUACUGUAUACAGUAUAUGUUUUUCUUUAGAGUCUUCUGUGCCUGUUUCAGCUUUAGGGUAAAUUGAGGUAAGAGUUGACUUACAAUAUCAAUUCAUGUACUACAGUAAUAUGAGUAGUUAAAAUACAUUCUAAUUAUAUAGGUUUGAAGUUACAAAUGAAAAGAAAGAUAAGAGACGGGAUGAUUUAUAAAUGUAGGCACUACGUUAAUGAGUUGCAUGAUAUAUACAGAAUUAUAUAAUAUUUUUAAUUGCACUCUUAUUUAGGUAAUGGUUUAAAGGUUUGUAAUUUUUUUGUGUACUGUUUGAUCUUAGAAAUAAAAUAUAAUGGAUUUCAAA
Clarias gariepinus (North African catfish) is the source of this 3035-nucleotide messenger RNA. RefSeq names its product poly(ADP-ribose) polymerase family member 9 (gene parp9). Gene Ontology annotation, biological process: negative regulation of gene expression; positive regulation of type II interferon-mediated signaling pathway. The transcript has 8 exons. Gene Ontology annotation, cellular component: cytoplasm; nucleus. Gene Ontology annotation, molecular function: ubiquitin-like protein ligase binding; NAD+ poly-ADP-ribosyltransferase activity; transcription corepressor activity. The record is from RefSeq and is a predicted model, not a curated record. The coding region runs from base 1 to 2388 and encodes 795 amino acids. Lineage: Eukaryota; Metazoa; Chordata; Actinopteri; Siluriformes; Clariidae.